AUGAGGUUCAAGUUUUGUGGAGAUAUAGAGCCUCCAGAGUGGCUUUUGGCAGAGGUUAAUCAGUUAUCAAGAAUUGUAUUUUCUAAAUAGACUGCUGUGAGAAUAAAGUUGAUAUCUACAAUAAUUGCGAAGCAAAUCUCAGAGAAUAAAUUUGACAUGGAGAAAGCUUGGAAACUCUCUUCAGACUGCGGCCUUAGCAAAGAAGAAAUUCAAUCUGCCCUGGCAUCAAUUCAUUUCAUAUUCUCCACAGCUGCAAAAUUCAGCGUCACCUCAAAUGUCUUAAAUGAUGAAAUAGGACAACUCGGACUUCCUCUAGAAAAUGCUUUAGCUCUCAGCAAAACUUAUGGAGAUCAUCUCAAUAACAUGCAGAGAUCAUUAGAAAACAGCUUUUUAAGAGGUAAAUUCUAAAAUAGUUUCAAAAGUCGAAAAUAUUAGUUGGAAAGUCGAUUUAGACUUAAGAACCAAGUCUACAGAUGCAUCUAUUGUAGUUACAACAUCUGAUCUCCAAAGGCAUCCAGUAUGCUUAUCAGCUCCACAGCUAAAUUUAUUAAUUCAAGAGCUUUCAAGAGCUAAAAAUCUGAUGGAAAAAAUAAGUAGACCAGCUGAGUUAAAUUAA
Blepharisma stoltei is the source of this 616-nucleotide messenger RNA. Lineage: Eukaryota; Ciliophora; Heterotrichea; Heterotrichida; Blepharismidae. The record is from the annotation of a GenBank genome assembly.